Klebsormidium nitens is the source of this 2685-nucleotide messenger RNA. Lineage: Eukaryota; Viridiplantae; Streptophyta; Klebsormidiophyceae; Klebsormidiales; Klebsormidiaceae. The record is from the annotation of a GenBank genome assembly.
GUGCAAUACGUGCUUUACAUCUUGGAGGAAAUGGAGGCGACGUCUGCUCUAGUGCACCUGCAGGAGCGUCUUUCAAGGCAAUGCAAUGCAGGGAGGGUGACAGCCUAUGACGGAUGAUGCAUUGCACCUGUUUCCUUCAGCUUGGCGCCGCUUGAACCUGCAACAAAUUCAGCAAGAGUGGUGUAGACACAGACUUCAUCCAUCUGUUUCUGUGACCUGUCCAACCAUACACAUGCAGCUGAAACAGCAAUGACACACAGUCUUCUGCUGCUCUGCCUUGUGUGUCAUUAUUGAGGACUACUAGAAAUUAUACCUCUAUUGGGAACGUAGUAAGCCGCUUCCUUGAUUGCCUCUUAUGUAUGGCCAGUAGUCCCCGCUCACGAUGCUUUGCUCUUGACCACGACAGGCAUUGAACUGAACAUGAACGCCAACUUUGAGUAGGAGCGCACAACUGCAAUCGAAGCUUUCUUGAGGCUGAUACUUUCCGUGUGUACUACUGGUGGCAGUUCCCCCCCUUUCUUGUUUCUAUGGCGCCUGAGGCUGUCACUCCUGAGCUCACCCUUCAGCCAGCUGCGCAGAAUGUAAGCACUCCCGAUACUGAAACUGAACAGCCACAGAGACGUGACAGCUCAAAGCUAGCCGCCCCUGCCAGCCGGCGGGGAUCAAGAAGCCGCAGGUCAUCCUGGAAACCACGCGCUCUCCAGAAUAUUCAUCAUGUGGGGCUGGUCCACUAUCACAGUGUCAAGCGUUCGCUCGCCAACCUGCGCGCAGCAGAAGCGCCGGACAGCAAGGCCGGCUUCUCCCUCAACUGGACCGUCAAGCAGUAUGUGAGAAAGUGGACGGGGGCCAACGAGGGUCUCUUUCCCCCCCGGCCAACUCUGAGGGUUUUAUUCUGGUCCUGGAUAGCUGCAUUCUGUGGCAUCGCUCUGUUGGCAGUGCUCACAUACAAUGUCCCCUGGUACGCCCCAACAGAUGAGAUCCUGCAUGAGAAGAUUCACACACACCUAGUUUUCAUAAUCGGCUCCUUCGGGGCGUCGGCGGUUCUGGUGUUUGGAGCAAUCGACUCGCCGCUCGCGCAGCCGAGAAACCUAGUGGGGGGGCACGUUCUGUCGGCUUGCGUUGGCAUUGCAGUUGCUGAAGCUUUUGACGCCGGGGGCCUGGCAUACCCGGGCCAUAGCAACAAGUAUGUUUGGGUACAGGCAGGCAUGGCAGUCGCAACUGCAGUCGUGUUGAUGCAAUUUACACGCACGGUACACCCCCCAGGAGGCGCGACCGCUCUGAUCGCUGUUACGUCUCCCCCUGCGCUGCGGCUCAAGGGUUUAUUCAUCGUCAUUCCCGUCCUGGCGGGGGCGCUGCUUCUGCUCUUGGUGGCUCUGAUCAUCAACAACAUUCAGCGUCAUUACCCCCUCUACUGGUGGUCCCCCGACGUUCUCGACGUCCCCAUGGAAGACCUGACGCACCACACCGGCAGCGGCGAAGCCUUCAUGCCCCACUCCGACUCGCACGUCGGGCUUUCUAUCCGCGGCGGGCGUCUCAACCCUUCCCUUCACGGCGGGGGGUCUCUGCACGGCGGCGCAGACUCCACGCACCACAGCCGAGUCAGCUACAUCGACCUGUCCGUCGAUCCUUCCGGGGGGGGCUCCGCGCAUGGGCGGCGGCCCCCGGGAGAAGCGUUCGCGCCCGUCCGACAUCACAUUAUUCAGUUCCCAAUGCACGUGCUGCAAGCGGAGAUUGGCGCCACGUCCGGGGGGGUGGCGCUGGAGCCGGAUAUAGUGUUGGACCACCCACGGUUCGACCUCCCCGGGAAGAAGUUGGUGCUGCCGCGGGCGGACGGGAAGGAUGACGUCAUCCCGCCGAUGGAGCGGGUGGAGGGAUGGGUUGCCAAUGACGCCAGGGUGCCGCUGGAGCAGCGGGGGUUGGACGGGCGGCAACUAGAGCGGGUUGGGCCGGAAAGCGGGGGCGCGCAUAAUGGGGCGCAGGUUGCGCCGGAAGAAGCCGGGCUCAGAACAGAUACCGUGGCACCGUCCAAUUCGAUGGAGGCUGAGGGCCAAGUCCAUGGCGCCAAUCUGGUCCAGGCUACGACUGUCGGCGACAACUCAGUCCACGGAACAUUGUAAGCCCUAGCGAAGGGGGAUGCUUAUUCACGGCUUUAGUCAUAUUAGUCAACGAGAGUUCGGUCACAGGGUUUGUGUUUGAUAGACAUCGUGCCAAUUUGAACGUGCACCGAGGCUCGAGUCAGCACGAGGCAGAUUUUUUGCAAGUGCCCAAACGGGCAGAAGACAAGAAGUUGCAGUCUUGCAAUCGCGUGUAGAGUUUUGUUAGCGGCGAGGCGAAUUCCAGGGACGUGCUUGAAUUUUGUUCAUCGGUUGAGCUUAGCGAAAGCUUGCGCGGGUUGGUCAUGAUGAGUGAGAUAGUCCUAUUGUCAUUCCCCUACAACGUUCUUGCCCAAUCUUGAUUGCAAACUUGAGUAUACCGUUUGGAUGUCUGAAGCAGCAGGCUUGGAUUGAAGAGGCUAGCAUUUUGCAGCGCUGCCAUCCCCAGUCAUGUGUGCCGCCAGCGGGCAAAUUCAUUUGAACGGCCGGACAUGAGCAUUGGACAGGGAUCUCAAACAAAGUUUACCUGUCCACACAAGAACAGUCAUUGGGAAUAAUGGGAACAGUGGGGACAUUAGGAAUAGUAAAUCAG